This is a messenger RNA of Colletotrichum higginsianum IMI 349063, 996 nucleotides long. RefSeq names its product Pectate lyase 2. The record is from RefSeq and is a predicted model, not a curated record. NCBI's taxonomy places the organism in Eukaryota, Fungi, Ascomycota, Sordariomycetes, Glomerellales, Glomerellaceae. The transcript is spliced from 4 exons. Gene Ontology annotation, molecular function: pectate lyase activity. The coding region runs from base 1 to 996 and encodes 331 amino acids.
AUGAAGUUCUCCGGUUUCGCGUCUUGGGCCUUGCUGGCGGCCGCUGUCUCGGCCAUUCCCACCUCCAUUGUCGAGGAGGGCCACCUCUUGAACAAAAGAGCAGCCAUCACGGAUGCCGCCAACAUAGGCUACGCGACCCAGAACGGCGGAACCAAGGGCGGUGUUGGCGGUACCACUACGACCGUCACGAAUCUCGCUCAGUUGUCUGCUGCUGCCAACGCGUCCGGCCCUGGAAUCGUCAUCAUCCAGGGCAACAUUGUCGGCAAGGCCAAGGUGCAGGUUGGUUCUGACAAGACCAUUGUCGGGAAAACAGGCAGCUCGCUUGAAGGCAUCGGCCUCACCAUCUUGGGACAAAAGAACGUCAUCAUCCGUAACGUCAAGAUCAGCAAGGUCGAGGCGGCCUACGGCGAUGCCAUCACCAUCCAGCUGUCCAAGAACGUCUGGGUCGACCACUGUGACCUGUCCGCCACCCGCGACGGCGACAAGGACUUCUACGACGGCCUGACCGACCUCUCCCACGCCGCCGACUGGGUCACCAUCUCCCACACCUACUUCCACGACCACUCCAAAGGCUCCCUCGUCGGCCACUCGGACAACAACGCAGCCGAGGACACGGGCACCCUGCGCGUCACUUAUGCCAACAACCACUUCUUCAACGUCCGCAGCCGCGGCCCGCUGCUGCGCUUCGGCACCGCCCACGUCUACAACCAGUACUACAACACCAUGGACACUGGUCUGAACACCCGCAUGGGCGCCCAGGCUCUCAUCCAGAGCUCCGUCUUUGAGAAUGUCGGCAAGAAGGCUAUCUUCAGCGAGUCGAGCAAGGAGACCGGUUACGCCGUUGCCAUCGAUGUUGUUCUCGGCGGCCAGAGCGCGAACACCGCGCCCGUAGGCAAGCUCACGGCCAGCAGCCCCCCUUACAGCUACUCCCUUUUGGGAUCUGCCAACGUCAAGGCGGCGGUGACAAAGGAGGCGGGACAAACGCUUGGGUUCUGA